UACACAUAAGGAAAAUUUAUAAUCCGCAAUUACGCAUCCAACCAGAAGAUCCAAACUCAUUUAAGAAUCAAAUCAACUAUACAACCUUUCUAAAAGGAAUCAUUAGAUAAUUCAUUAAAAUGGGUCGGAUUUCAUUCUAAAACUUUAAUUAGUGUUUCCUUAAUUUUUCUUUUAUUAAUUAUUAUUUUUUUUAAAGAAGGUGUUUCCUUAAUUCAGCAAAGGCAAAGCGCGGGAAAAUGAAAAUUCCCAGACACACUUUCCCUCCUACCAUAAACAGUACCAAUAAAUACUCAAUUAAAAUACCCACAAAAAAAACCCAGGAAAAAAAUAAACCGCUCAAACAAUCACAAUCCCCUCUUUCUCUCUCUCUCUAAAACCCUAAAUCACCGUUGAGCCGCCGUACUCCGGUCACCGGAAUACCAUUUUCCGGCAAGAAAAGGGUAUUUAAGGAUGUUUUAUUCGCAUACUUUCUUGGCCCGGAAAGGCCCGCUUGGUACUGUUUGGUGUGCUGCUCAUCUUCAACAUAAACUCAAGAAAUCUCAUUAUGCUUCCACUGAUAUUCCCUCCACUGUUGAGAGGAUUAUAUAUCCAGAAGUUCCAAUUGCACUCAGAAUGUCAGGACAUCUUCUAUUGGGUGUUGUUCGGAUAUAUUCAAAGAAAGUUGAGUACCUUCAUCAUGAUUGCAAUGUUCUUUGUGUGAGUUUGAGGAAUGCCUUUCGCCAUGUCGAUGUUAAUCUGCCUGAAAACGCUAACCAGGCUCAGUUUAAUGCCGUCACGUUGCCGGAGACUUAUGCACUUGAUGCUAUAGACUUGCAUGAUGAUAUGUAUCUUAUUGAUGGAUCCCAGGAUGAUCACCAUAAAAGCCAAGAGGAUAUAACACUUCAAGAACAGUAUCAUUCCGAAAGAGAGCUUUAUGUCAGGAUUACAUUUGACGAUGAUAUCAUUCCAGGCACAAUGGACACUGAGCACAGGGAGGAGAGUGAUCCAAUGCAGAUAGACAUUCCUCCUGAAGCUCCUACUCCACCUAUCCCCAGUCCUGAUAAUCGAAAUGGCGAAGGUCCUAACCAAAGUGAAGAACAUGGGAGGCCUGAAGGUGAAAUUGUUCCACCAUUUGAGGUCAUGCGUGAUGCUACUGACUAUGAUGUCCAUGUGCACAGCCCGAUUCUACGGCCACAUAAGGAGAAUGUUGACCCUAAUAUUAACAUAUCUCCCCCAAAGGACACGACUGAGAAGGAAAUUGAUACUCCGCCAUCAAUUCCAAUGCCUUCUCAUGAACCACUGCAGUAUAGUGGUCCUUCAUCUCCCCCUACUGAAGUUCAUGUAGAUACCGAUUCUCAUGCAAAUGUUCCAUCAACUGCGUUGGCACUCCGUCCAAGUCCACCUCCUGAGCAGCCUCAACCUCGCCAGAGAAACAGAAAGAGAAAGCAGCUGUUUGAUGAGUCUCUGGUCUUGACUAAUGAGGCUUUGAAAAAUGCACUCAAUGAUUGCUCUGAUUUGGUAAAGAAGAAAAAGAAGUUGCCUUGUUCUGCUUUGGAAUUAUGGAGGUUUAGUGAGAAAAAGAAAAAGAAUGAAGAGGUUUUCUCAGAGCCACUGAUAUCUGGAAUGGGUGCCAAUCUCCAGAAUCUUUUAAGCAAAGACUUAAAAAUUUCGCACCUGAAAUUGCCUGUGACAGAAGAAGCUCAGUUGGAGUCUAGGGUAGCAGAAUCUCCUGCACAUACUCCCAAUGUUGGUGAUGAAAUUGAGCGUCUUCGAUCAGCAGAUCGUGAGCCUGGACACAACAUUGAGCAAUUCCUUCCUUCCUCUCCACUAUUAAUGUCUCCACAGCCCCAAACUGCAGCGACUUCCUCGUCCACAAUGGUUCCAAGUUCAGUUUCAGAGCCUAGAUUUGGAACUACUGAUACGCAAUCAGAUAUGGGUAUGUAUACCCGGUCUGCUGCCACGGAGAUAGAAACACCAAUCUUGAAUUUCGAGGAUAGGGAUGAUGAUGGAGGUACUGCUCCAUCAGACAUUCCCGAGUCAAGAGCUUCUAUGAAAGCAGAUGAGCUCUCUUUUUUGGAACUAGAUAACAACAGCCCCACUGAUUCUCAAGGGGCUCAAACGGGAGGUACCAUGUCUGCCAGGACAAGGGCAGUGGCUCAAUUUCUGAAAAAUCAUUCUCCUGUAUCCAACUUCACAGAUGGUUCUGUUAAUUUAAAUCUAAGUACCAUAUUGGAAGGAAGACAAAGGAAGUUAUGUGCACGGAUGUUUUAUGAAACUUUGGUUUUGAAGGAUUGUGGACUGAUUGACGUUCAACAGGAUGAGCCCUAUGGGGAUAUUAUAUUGAAGCUGACUCCAACUAUGUCUAAAGCCCAACUAUGAGGCUGCAUCAGAUUAAUUGGUGUUCAUCCCUGAUAAAACCAUAUAUACAGAAGUGUACAGCAGUUAGAGUAAAAACUUUUGUUCAAUCAUAAAUAGGGAGGGAUCGUUGCACAUAAUAGUUGAUACCAUGACAUGAUGCUGAUUGCUUAAGUAUUGCAACACAGCUCUUUCCUGUACUAGGAAAUGUUUCUUGUAGUCUGUAGUGUUCUCGAUGUUUAGAACCCUAGAAGGACUCUUUUUAUAGUGCUACCAUAUCAGGUGUAACUUGUAGGUUAAUGUUACUGAUAACUUAAGCUUGUUAGCUGUUAUUUGCUAUUCACAAUGCUUGAUGA
This is a messenger RNA of Chenopodium quinoa (quinoa), 2690 nucleotides long. Its product is annotated as sister chromatid cohesion 1 protein 3-like. The record is from RefSeq and is a predicted model, not a curated record. Gene Ontology annotation, molecular function: chromatin binding; protein binding. Gene Ontology annotation, biological process: synaptonemal complex assembly; replication-born double-strand break repair via sister chromatid exchange; mitotic sister chromatid cohesion. NCBI's taxonomy places the organism in Eukaryota, Viridiplantae, Streptophyta, Magnoliopsida, Caryophyllales, Amaranthaceae. Gene Ontology annotation, cellular component: synaptonemal complex; cohesin complex. The transcript is spliced from 14 exons. Bases 451 to 2358 code for a protein of 635 amino acids.